Messenger RNA from Chlorella variabilis, 1359 nucleotides. RefSeq lists its product as hypothetical. Gene Ontology annotation, biological process: protein phosphorylation. NCBI's taxonomy places the organism in Eukaryota, Viridiplantae, Chlorophyta, Trebouxiophyceae, Chlorellales, Chlorellaceae. Gene Ontology annotation, molecular function: ATP binding; protein serine/threonine kinase activity. Gene Ontology annotation, cellular component: cytoplasm. Bases 1 to 1359 code for a protein of 452 amino acids. The transcript is spliced from 8 exons. The record is from RefSeq and is a predicted model, not a curated record.
AUGGACUGGUGGCGGCAGCAGAUUGGAGCGUGCUUGGACUCGGUGGCCACGCAGCUGCCGCAGCUGCAGACCUCGCUGUCCCAGCUGGGGCACAGCAUGGGCGAGUGGGUGGGCCACCUGGGCGCGGGCGGCGGCGCGGCAGGCGCGUCUGCCAUCGGCCAGGAGUACGAGCUGGGCGCCCGCCGCCUGCGGGUGGUGCGCCAGCUGGGCGAGGGAGGCUACUCCUUUGUCUACCUGGUUCGGGAGGGCGCGGGCAGCGGCGGGCUGCUGGCGGCGCCAGCGGGCACAGGUCUGUUCGCGCUCAAGCGGGUGCUGUGUGGCGGCCCAGACCAGCUGUCGGAGGCGCAGCAUGAGGUGGCGACCAUGCGGCGCCUGCGCCACCCCUGCCUGCUGCCGCUGCUGGACGCGGCGGUGCGCGAGCAGCGCACGCCCGACGGCGGCAGCCGCCAGGUGGUGCUCAUGCUGUUCCCAGUGUACGCCCAGGGAAACCUGUUCGAUUUCAUCCAGGAGCAGCGCCAGCAGUGGCAGCGGCUGGCGGCGGGCCCGGCGAGGGCCGCGCUGCGCCGGCAGCAGCUGCGGGAAGUGCUGCAGCUGUUCCUGCAGGUGUGCGCCGCGCUGCACAGCAUGCACAGCAUGGAGCCGCCGCUCGCGCACCGAGAUGUCAAGCCCCAGAAUGUGCUGCUGAGGCUGCGGCAGGAGCCCGACGGUGGCGGCAGCGGCGGCGGCGGGGCUGGGUCGGCAGCCCCGCAGCAGCAGCAGCAACAGCCCCGGCAGGGCGAGCGACAGCAGUGGGAGGCUGGGGAGUGGGGCGGGGGUGGCAGCGGCGGUGAUGCGCCAGGCAGCGCGGUGGUGGCGGUGGAGGAGGAGGGGCAGCAGGCGCAGGCGCGGUGGUGGCAGCGGCGGCUGGCGGCGUGGCGGGAGCGGUACGAGGCGGUGCUGAUGGAUUUUGGCAGUACACGUACCGCACGUGUGGUCGUGCGCAACCGGUCCGAGGCGAUGUCAGUACAGGAGGAUGCUGAGCGCCAGUGUACCGCACCGUACCGCGCCUCUGAGCUCUGGGACGUCCCUUCCUUCUGCGCCAUCGACGAGCGGGUGGAUGUGUGGUCGCUGGGGUGCCUCCUGUACUUCCUGGUGUGCGGGCAGAGCCCCUUUGAGCGCGCGGCGGGCGAGGCGGGCGGCAGCCUGAUGCUGGCGGUAGUCAACGGGCGGCUGAGCUGGCCGGACGACGCGGCAUCCAGCUGCCCCGCGGGCAUCAAGCAGCUGGCGGCCGCCUGCCUCGACACCGACCCCGCCACCCGGCCCGCAGUCGCCGAGGUGGCGGCGCAGGCGGACGCCAUCCUGGCCUCCCUGCCAACCUGA